AUGAAGAAUUUGUUUAAUUCGGCUGACUUGGAAACCGCCAUUCAGAUAACAGGAUAUCAUUUUGAGAAGCCCAUCUUAUUAGAAGGUGUUGACAAUGUAGCCAUUGCGCAUGGCAUAAGAAAUCGAGACAAGCUCCCGGUCGUAGCCAAAUUGUCACACCAACCUCUCCGUUUAGAAAGAGAAUUUCAUAUUGUGCAACGUUUAUACAGACAAUCAUCAGGCAAAGAUCUCCUUUGUAAACCUCUGGAUAAAAUCACCUUGUCGCAUGAUGGCUUGAUUGCCUUUAUUUACGAGGAUUCUUGCAACAAUCUACUGGACAAGUACCAACCCAACGGUACUCCUGAGUUUCUGAAUCAACAAAACCUCGCUGCUGCCGUGGAUCAUAUCCCUCAUGUCGUCAUGACGGAAUUAUUUAUAUCAAUUCAGCAAUUCCUCGACUUUGCUAUCCAAUGUUGCGAUUGCUUGGAAAUGAUUCAUAAGCACCAGAUUGUUCAUGGCGAGAUCAAGCUGAAUGCAUUUCUAUGGCCAGAGGGGAACACUGUCAAAAUCUGGAAUUUUGGAUCUGGAUCCCGAAGCCUUGAGCAAAGCCUGACAUCUGAAGGUUGGCGGAAAACAGUGCAGCGAAAUGGAGCCAACAAUUUCCUGCAGAUGCUGAUCUACAUGUCUCCGGAACAAACUGGACGCACAACAUUUCAACCUGAUCAUCGCACCGAUCUUUACAGUCUUGGUAUCACCUUCUUUGUGGCAUUGACGCAAUCAUUGCCAUUUGCUCAUAGUAGUCCUAUGGAAAUUGUACAUAAUGUCCUGAACAAGAAAUUACCCUCUGUGCAUGAGGUCCGCCCUGAGACGCCUGUGGUCAUCUCCAUGAUUAUUGAGAAACUGACUAAUAAGUCUCCUGAUGAAAGAUACACCAGUGCUCAUGGAUUGAGAGAGGAUUUGAAAGAGUGUCAAAAGCAACUGCAGCAUGGAAACAGCAUUUUAAAGCCAUUUCCAUUGGGCAAAUUCGACAUCGCUAGUAUAUUCACAUUACCAAACAACGGCUGCUUUGGACGAACACGAGAGCUCAGUCUGAUCAGCACCAUCAUUCGACGCACUGCCUACAUGUGUGGCUUCAACAUUCGCCGACGUAGAUCAAACGAAAUCACAACAACUGCCGCUGCAGCGGCCGUUUUCACGCCGCUCAAAUUGGCUACGGAAGAGCAAUCGCCUGCCUAUAAACGUGUGCAUAAUAGAAACGAGGCGUUGAACGGCAAAAGUAGCAACAAAGUGCACAGCAAUCGAAAGAGACCUACAGAGAUUAUUGCCAUCUAUGGCAAUACAGGUGUUGGUAAAUCGACACUUGUCAGAAACGUCCAACAAUUUGCUAGAGAAUACGGAUACAUUGCGAUUGCCAAGUUUGAUACUCGGCAGCCCACACCUUAUGGAUGCAUUUUACGGUGCCUAUCCAUCUUUCUGAAAAACAUCCUGACAGAACCCGCAUCGGAAAUCGAGCGAUUCAGACGCAUGUUAAAAGAGCAACUGGGAGCAGAGACCAUCUCUCAGUUACCGACACUGUUGGUGGACAAUAUACCUGAGUUGGCUUCUUUUCUGGAUCAGCCAUUACUGCAACGCGUGCCCAGCACCAACAGCAAUGCAUCGAGCGGUUGUGAAUGUGAUAUGGAAGGCGGCGAAAUCAAGCUACGGUUUCAUUCUGCAUUCAUCGAGAUUUUUCAAGUCAUGGUCAAUUUCAAGUUUGUCACUUUGUUUCUAGACGAUUUGCAUCAAGCAGAUGAAGCUUCAAUUGAGCUACUGGAUUCGCUCAUUUCAGCCAAACUCAACUUUUUAGUCAUUCUCACCUAUAGAAGGAAUGAAGUUUCUAGCCUCAUUACAAAACUACUACGCAAUGAAAACUCGAUUGUCAGUUACAUCAAAAUCGAGAAUUUGGAUCAGACAGCAUUGAUGGAGCUUGUGAGGACCACGAUGCACCGAUUGGAAGAAAUUGAUCUCGCUUUACUGACACCCUUGGUGGAGUUUAUCUAUAAACGUACGCACGGAAACCCGUUUUACGCCUGCCAACUGUUGAUGACCCUGGAAAAGAAGAAUUUGAUUUAUUUUACCUGGGAAAAGACAAGAUGGGAGUACAACCUGCAAGAAAUCGAUAAAGCGCUGAUAUUGGACAUGCAGGAGGACAACAAUGGUGAUAUGGACAUUGCCUUCUUGGUCAGACGAUUAGAGGAAUUACCGCGGGACGGUAGAAAGUUUCUCAAAUGGGCCUCGUUUAUUGGAAACAACUUUAACUAUGAAACAGUGCGAAAUUUAAUGAUGGAAAACGAGGAUGUAGAGGACAUGGAUAAUGACACUGAAGAAGAGGAAGACGAUUCCGACGACUGUUCGGAUCAAGACACAACGGCUACUGCAACAUCAAAGCCAUUUCCCAAAAUGGUCAUCAGUGGUGGAAAACGCAAAUUUGAUGCUAUCAACGGUCUUCAGUCUGCACUGCAACAAGGCUUCAUCCAGACAUUCAACAAUGAUGAAUUCAAGUUUACGCACGACCGCUAUUCACAAGCAGCCAUGAUGCUGGCUUCGCCUACACAGCAAGAUGUCUUUCAUCUCAAGAUUGCAUCUCAUUUCAUGACCAAGGACAAUGUCGAUAAGUUCUGGGUAGCAGAUCAUGCCAAGGCAGCACUGCAUCUCAUCAAGAACAAAUCCGUCAAAUCCUCCUACAGAAAGGUACUGUCCCAAGCAGGCGAUAAAGCAUUUGAUUCAGGGGCACAUAAACUGGCAUUUAGUUACUACACUGCUGCUCAGGAGCUGCUGACAACCACAGAAGAUCCCUGGGUCGACGGACCCGAUGCUAGAUACGCUGAAACACUGCACCUGUACACGCGUCUUGCUGAAAUCAGCUGGUUUAUGGAUUACGACUUGACACGUGGGUAUUUGACAGCCAUCUUGGAUCAUGCUCAAUCUGCCAUUGAUCGUGCUGCUGCUUACCGAGUGCAGCAUCGAUAUCGAUGGUCUCGUGCCGGCAGUCAAGAAAGUGCUCCCAUCUUGCUGGAAUGCUUGCGAGAACUAGGCGUCAACGAUAUUCAAAUGAACAUGACGGAAUACGACCAAGAGAGACUGUAUGCGGCUACUCGCAAAGAAGUGCUCAAGGUCGGUAUGAAAAAUAUCCUCAAGCUGCCUGUCUGCGAUAGUCGGUUGACUCGUACGCGUUUCUCCAUCAUGGAAGAACUGUGCUUGUGGGCAUACUGGACCAAUGAUAUGCGCGCCAUGCUGUCUGUGGGCUCUCGGUUUGUACUUAAAACGCUCAAGAAUGGCACCACGCCAACGACAGGCGUUGGAUUUGUGUUCUUUGGUAUUGCCGUGAUGCAGCUGUUCAAGGCGUACGAGUUUGCUGAACAAAUCGGUGAGAUUGGUGUUGCUCUUUGUAACAAUUAUGGUGGCAACUCUGAAUCAGGCCGUGCUCGCUAUCUGUAUGCCGCUUUCCUGAGCUCUUGGAAGCACCCCUACCACAAGUCGAUCCCGAUGGCCCGUUUAGCCAUGAAGCAGGGUUUGCUGGGAGGCGACCGCAUCUAUGCAACCUUUGCGCAUUCUUAUAUUGUAGUUGGCAGUUUACUUACUGGCGAAAACAUGGCUGACGUCUUGCGUGAUGCCAAGAACUGUGUGGAAGAAGCAAACAGUCUGGGAGAGACAGUAGGCACCUCCAUCUUGGCCACGACCAUUGUGCGUGUCAUUCUCGCUGUGCAAGGAAAGACAUACUUGUCGCCAGACACCAUCUUUGAGGACAAGGAUUUCAACGAAGCUCAGUUCAUUCAACAAGCCAUGCAAGAGCAUCCUGACUCAGAUAUUCAGCUAUACUACUACUACGCCAUGAAAUCCAUCACGUUGGGCUUCUUUGGGCUCGACAUUGCCUCCAUCAAGCUCAGUUCUCAGCACAUGCACAUGUCAGAUUCGCUGCCAUCCGCUCGUCAUACGCAUCUGAUGUUCUUUUUCAGAUGUAUCAGCUUCAUUCGACUCAUGAAGAGCAAAGAGAUCAGUAUGGACAACAUGGACGAAAUGGAACAGAGUCGCACUCGAUUGGCCAAGUGGGCGCAGCACUCGCACCCCACCAAUCUUCAAAUGCUCAUCACUUGUAUCGACGCAGAGCUCGCUGGGUUGAAUCAUCAACACUUGAAGGCGCAAAAGCUGUACGAUGAGGCCAUCCGUCAAGCCCGUCAAGGCAACUGGCCUUUGGAAGUCGCAGUCAUUCAUGAACUGGCGGGUACCUUUUAUCUGGAAAACGACAUUACAUCCGUAGCUUGUGCUCUGAUCAAGGAAUCUAUUGCUACCUUUCGUCACAUUGGUCUCUUUGGCAAAGCAAAUCAGCUAGAAAACAAGCAUAAAUCGCUGCUCAAGGAGUUUGCUAAGCCUGAACAGGCCAAGGAAGUCGGGAUCCAAACAGAGACAUUCCAAACAAUUGUCAAGCGUGAAUCCAUCAGCGAUCUCACUGUGCCUGAAUCGUGCUCAGCAGACAUGUUCAACUCACAGGCCAACAGCAUCAACAAUACAAGUCCAGAAGAAACGCUACUGACCUUGGAUGUGGUGGAUUUGGCCUCUAUACUCAAGAGUUCGCAAGUCAUCUCGAGCGAAAUGAACUUUGAGCUGCUGAUGAAGCAAAUGCUGGGCAUCAUACUGGAGAACUCGGGCGCCGAAUCAGGUGUCAUCAUUGUCAAGGAAAACACCUCCUUCCUGAUCGUGGGCUGUGGAUCUCAAACAGACGGCUGCGAAAUCUUUAGCAAGCCCAAGAUUUUGUCAGAGGAAGCAGAUUCUAUCAUUACGCGGAUAUCACAUUACGCUAUCCACGCCCAGGAAUCGCUGUUUAUUGUGGAUGUGCAACAAGAUUCUCGGUUUUCGGAUUGCACCACGCAAGCCAAAUCAUGCAUCUGCACACCCAUCAUACACAAAACUGCCAUUGUAGGCUGCAUCUACAUUGAGGGCGCUGUUGGAUCACUGACGUGUCGACACGAGGUGGUGUUGAGGUUGCUAUCACAGCAAAUUGGCAUUUCUGUGACAAACGCUCUCUUGUUCAAGAGUAUCCAAAAGGUCACUUAUGCCAAUGUCAAGAUGAUUGAGAAUCAAAAAGCAGCACUGGAAGAAGCGCGUAAAAGCAAGGAAGCAGCACUGCAUGCUAUGAAGCUCAAGGCUGAUUUCCUGGCCAACAUGUCGCAUGAGUUGCGUACACCCUUCUCUGGGUUCUACGGUAUGAUUUCACUGUUGUCAGAAACCAUCUUGGAUGCAGAACAACAGGACAUUGUGCACACAGCAAAAGAGAGCUGCGAAAUGCUUCUCAAAAUCAUAGACGAUUUGCUCAAUUUCUCUAAGCUGGAGGCUGGUAAAGUAGCAUUGGAUCUUGGCCCCUUGGUGAUAGAAGAAGUGAUUGCGGAUACCAUUGAGAUCCUGAGCUCGCUGUCUGCUCGAAAAGGUCUCGAACUGGCUUACUUUGUGGAUCCCGGCGUCCCUGAUACCAUUAUUACGGACUCCUCUCGACUACGACAAAUCCUGACUAAUUUGCUUGGUAAUGCCAUCAAAUUUACCCAUCAUGGUGGUGUUGUGAUCAAGUGUCAUGUGGACAAGGACGACCCUGAGUUUGCAGACAGCGAUGAAUUUGUGCGCCUCAAGUUUGAAGUCAUUGACACUGGCAUUGGUAUUCGUCUUGAGCAGCAGAGACAGCUAUUUGAGCCCUUUUCUCAGGUGGACGGCAGCACCACGCGCAUGUAUGGCGGCACUGGUCUCGGCCUCAGCAUUUGCCUGCAGCUGGUUCGCUUGAUGAUGGGCGAAGUAGGCGUAAACUCUCAGCCAGAACAAGGAUCCAACUUUUGGUUCACUAUUGUGGCCAACAAACAGCCAAAACGCCUCGAAGAUCCCAACAGCGUCUCAAAGACAACUGCGCUGAAAAUUUCGCUAAGAAAACAGACCAUCUUACUUGCCAGUCAGAACGAUUUGAACGCUCAAAUGAUCCGAUCGUUGCUGAGCGAUUUUGCCAUUAAACUCACUGCGGAUAUGCAUCAAGCUGUGCCCAAGGCACUUCAAGAACACCAUCCCAUUUUGAUUCUCGACAUCCCUGCCAAACCAAACAACUUUAUUGCGCAUCAACUACAGAGUGUAGACGAUGAUCCUGAAUGUGAACUGCAUAUUAUUUUACUGUACACGCCGUCUACUGAGGGCCAUAAACUCGCUGCUGAGGCUACCAAUUCAGCGUCAGAUCGUCGUGGCCGUCUCGUCAAGAUGGCGAAGCCUGUACGCAGAGCCAAACUAUUAAGCAUGUUGGAGCAAGUAUUGGAUCAACAACAACAACGCGCCUCUCCCUUGCCACAGUUGCCUGCGCCUUUGGGAACCCGUAUGAAGGACUAUUUUGAAAAGGAUGAGCUCUUAUGGUACGCUGAAAAGCCAGUGCUCAUUGCUGAAGAUAAUAUGGUGGCUCAGAAACUGCUUCGAAAGCAGUUGGAAAAGAUGGGAUUUCUGGUAGAAAGUGCCAACAAUGGCGAAGACGCUGUGAAGCUUUGGCGUGAAAGACCACCCAAUUAUUUUUGUCUUGGUUUCUUUGAUCAUCAUAUGCCCAAGUGUGAUGGCGUUGAAGCGACCAAGCGUAUUCGUGCUUUUGAAGAAGGCACCAACAGUCGAUUACCUAUUGUAGCUCUCACGGCUGAUAUUCAGAGCUCUGCAAAAGACAUUUGCUUUGACGCAGGCAUGGAUGGCUAUCUCACAAAACCUCUUAUUCCAAAAGACCUGGCUAUUACGCUCCGAAAGCUGAAUUUUGCUAUCCAGAAACAUUAUGAUGAUACACCUGCCUCCUCCACUCCCUCAUCACCACUCUCUUCUGUAUAA
Messenger RNA from Mucor velutinosus, 6843 nucleotides. RefSeq lists its product as uncharacterized. Gene Ontology annotation, biological process: protein phosphorylation; phosphorelay signal transduction system. NCBI's taxonomy places the organism in Eukaryota, Fungi, Mucoromycota, Mucoromycetes, Mucorales, Mucoraceae. The record is from RefSeq and is a predicted model, not a curated record. The transcript has 8 exons. Gene Ontology annotation, molecular function: ATP binding; protein binding; phosphorelay sensor kinase activity. The coding region runs from base 1 to 6843 and encodes 2280 amino acids.